This is a messenger RNA of Cornus florida, 1735 nucleotides long. Its product is annotated as chloroplast processing peptidase-like. Bases 543 to 1232 code for a protein of 229 amino acids. NCBI's taxonomy places the organism in Eukaryota, Viridiplantae, Streptophyta, Magnoliopsida, Cornales, Cornaceae. Gene Ontology annotation, cellular component: chloroplast thylakoid membrane. The transcript has 8 exons. The record is from RefSeq and is a predicted model, not a curated record. Gene Ontology annotation, molecular function: serine-type endopeptidase activity. Gene Ontology annotation, biological process: thylakoid membrane organization.
CAGUGUUGACUAUUGACGAAGAAAAAUAAGGAGUGUUGGACUACUUUCUUUCUGUGUCGGUACUCGGUAGUACUAGUACAGGUCUGAGUAUACUGAAAAAAAAACACAAAAAUAAAAAAUUUAAUAGUAAUACUGUAAUAAAAAAUAAAAUCACAUUUUGGUUUGUUGGUCGUUAUCAUAUUAUAAAUGGUACCCGUGACGGCUAUUGAGAAUGUCUCUCCUCUCUCUCUCUCUCUCUCUUUCAUAAAGAGAGACUCUCUAUACAUGUACACACAUUGACGCACACAGUAGUUUCCAUAAGUAGAAACUUCGCCACCAAGAAAACACUGUUUAACACCUCCUAAUUCUCCACCGGAAACACAAAAACCCUAGUCCCCAACCACACGGUCUCUCUCUCUUUCUCCGAUCACUAGCUUCGCAAGAUCAAACCCCAGUCCGAUUCAAAACCCUUCAAAUUAUAUAUAUGCACACACAUAUAUGUGUGCUUGUGUGUGCAAACAAAGCACACAAUUUCGUCCUUUUGUGGUACAAUUGCUGCUCAAAUGAGCUUCUUGAGACCCUCAGCACUGUAUCAGUUCUUGAUUACUUACCAUUCCCUACGGUGGAUGCCCUGUCACAGUUGGGAAUUCCUUCGAUGGCCGAGUUUCGAGGGUUUAUUGCGCCUAUUGGUUGUGUUGCUUUUGUGGUCUGUUACGGCAGAAAUUCUACACAUUCCCUCAUCUUCUAUGUACCCCACUCUCCGUGUUGGCGAUCGAAUCAUCACAGAAAGGGUCAGCUAUAAUACAAGGUUUGGCUUUCUAAGACAACCUUUGGGAGAUGAAUCUUUGGUUUGUUUGCUACUUCAGAAACUUUUCAAGGAAAACAGUGAGGCCUCAUACUUCAUCAGACGCCCUGCUAUACGUGAUAUUGUUAUUUUCCGAGCUCCGGCACAGCAAUUAGGUUUCAGGGAGGAAGAAAUUCUCAUAAAAAGAAUUGUGGCAAGAGCAGGAGACUUGGUUGAGGUUCAUCAUGGCUGGCUCUAUGUCAAUGGGAUCCCCCAGAAUGAAGAUUUUAUAGCGGAACGGCCAAGAUACAUAACAGACCUAACUUAUGUACCUAAAGGACAUGUUUAUGUGUUGGGUGACAACCGGAAUAACAGCUGUGAUUCCCAUGUUUGGGGACCCCUUCCUGUGAAAAAGAUUGUAGGAAGAUAUGUCACAUGUUGUCAUAGACCUUCAAGAAUGACCCGAUGAGGAUUGGAGACACACUUUUGGUAUUGGGUAUUGUUGUUCUCGUGCACGGUGAAAGCUGAAACUCCAAGUAGCCUCUUUAUGGUACACAUCCAUUGACAACAAAAAUCAAAUGUCUUGAUCAUUUUUUGGCUGUUCCAAUUCACUAUGGAAGUUGUGGUAUCCAUUCCAUGGGGACAUGUAUGGGAACAAAAUCAUAGGUCGGCGAAUCAGGCUGGUGCUUUAUGUAUGCACUUCAUUAGCAUACCCGUCUGUUGUCUGUUAUCUUCUCGUGGGAAGCAAGCUGAGCUGAGUAUUAGACGACGGAUGAUGUUAUUUUUGCCAAUAUUUCAUAGUUCCAGUGGUUUGUCGUUACAAGAAGUUCGAAGAAUGCUACUAUUCGUCGUGUUAUUUAUGCAGGUCCGACUCUGUUAAUGUUCCCUCUUCCCCAUGUAUUUUGAAAACCCAAACAAAAAUAUAUUUUGAUACAAUGUUAUGUUAUGCUAAUUCCUCUCUCUCUCUCUCUG